This is a messenger RNA of Sinocyclocheilus anshuiensis, 2483 nucleotides long. Its product is annotated as B-cell lymphoma/leukemia 11A-like. The transcript is spliced from 3 exons. NCBI's taxonomy places the organism in Eukaryota, Metazoa, Chordata, Actinopteri, Cypriniformes, Cyprinidae. The record is from RefSeq and is a predicted model, not a curated record. The coding region runs from base 93 to 2432 and encodes 779 amino acids. Gene Ontology annotation, biological process: regulation of transcription by RNA polymerase II; negative regulation of dendrite development. Gene Ontology annotation, molecular function: RNA polymerase II cis-regulatory region sequence-specific DNA binding; DNA-binding transcription factor activity. Gene Ontology annotation, cellular component: nucleus.
UACCCGAUGCAUCGCUGAAGAAGAUUUUUACUCUGGACUCUCUGAAGACUCUGGCUCUUCCCAAUGUGAACCCAGCUGAGACCGUGUCCAACAUGUCUCGCCGCAAGCAGGGCAAACCCCAGCACUUAAGCAAACGGGAGUUUUCGCCCGAGCCCGUGACGGCAGAUAUCCCAGAGGACGGGGAAAGCCAUCCCGGAUCGGAACCAUCCACCCCUAAAGGGGAUCAGGACCUCCUCACUUGUGGUCAGUGCCGCUCCAGGUUUCCUUUGGCUGACAUCCUGGUGUUCAUCGAGCACAAACGCAGGCAGUGUCAAGGCCGCCUAUGCAUGGGCAAAGAUUCAGACCUGCCACCGUCGCCUCCACCCGCAGGCCUGCGGCGAGCCUGCGUCCCAGUGGAGGUGGCAGUUCAAGUUUCGCCCCAUGGAGAGGAGCAUUUAGCCUCCACGCCGCAUGGAUUACGGCCCAAGCAGGAGAAUUUAACAGAAAAAGAUGAGCCCAGUAGCUACACUUGCACAACUUGUAAGCAGCCCUUCAGCACGGCUUGGUUCCUGCUACAGCAUGCCCAGAAUACCCAUGGUUUCCGAAUAUACCUGGAGAGCGAACCUGGAAGCCCGUUAACUCCUCGGGUGGCCUCCGCUCCAGGCAUGGGUGGUGACUGUGCCUCGCAGCCACUGCUACAUGCAGCCCACCUGGCAGACAGUAGUCCCUAUAGCCUGAUGAGGAUAGCCAACAGCGAUGGGUCCUCGGUUCCUAGAGAAGGCCGAUAUCCCAGGACACCUCCGCUUUUUAGUCCCCCACCACGGCAUCACAUGAGCCCAGACGAUCUGGCUUUGGCCCCCCACCACCCAAGCGCCUUUGACAGGGUAAUGCGUCUUAAUUCGGUACCCUUGGAUUCCCCAUCUAUGGACUUCUCGAGACGACUACGGGAACUAGCAGGCAACUCUGCUGGGUCCUCUCCGCCCAUGUCACCCAACAGGCCUAGCCCUAUGCAACGGCUACUGCAGCCAUUCCAACCAGGGGUGUCUCAUUCUCCUUCUGGAUCUCGCUCAGCACCUACUCAACAAACUCCAUCUGUGCCAGCUGUGAAGGCAAAGUCUUGCGAGUUUUGUGGAAAGUCCUUUAAAUUCCAGAGCAACUUAAUCGUCCACAGGCGUAGUCAUACCGGAGAGAAACCUUACAAGUGCCACCUCUGUAACCACGCCUGCACUCAGGCCAGCAAGUUGAAGCGCCACAUGAAGACUCAUCGGCACAAAUCCUCCUCUACUACCUCCAAAUCAGAUGAUGGCCUUUCAACUGCCAGUUCACCUGAGCCAGGCACAAGUGAUUUGCUAAGCAGUGCCACCAAUGCUCUGAAAUCUGUGGUGGCAAAGUUUAAAAGUGAAAACAACGGCAUCAUCCCGGAAAAUGGACAGGAGGAAGAUGAAGAAGAUGACGAGGAGGAGGAGGAUGAUGAAGAGGAGGAAGGGGAGGAAGAGGAGGAGGAAGAAGAAGAAGAGGAGGAGGAGGAGGAAGAGAAUGAGAGUGAGGUCGGCGAGAGGAAUGAUAUAAACUUUAGCCUGAGCCUAGAAGGUGCACGUCACCAUGAGAACAAUAGACAGCGACACAACAAAUGUGUCGAGGGAAUUCAGGAUUAUCGAGAUGCCCAAAAACUUUACAAACGAGGGGACCACAGAUCAGCUAGUGUGACAGGUGGGGACGAAUCCCCACAAGAGCCUGAUCAAGUCAACAAGGGAUACCUACCCAUUGUAAAUGGAACAGCCUCCUACCCAAACGAUGACCUUUCAAGGAAAGUUCUUGUCGGAAGUCCAGAAUCCGACAGCCCUCUCUCCAAACGCAUCAAGGUGGAAAAGGACCUUGAUCUUCCAACUCCUACAAUCCCCAACUCAGAAAAUGUCUACUCACAGUGGCUGGCUGGAUACGCAGCGUCACGCCAGCUCAAGGAUCCUAUUCUCAACUUUGGGGACUCAAGACAAUCACCUUUCGCCACGUCUUCAGAGCACUCCUCGGAGAAUGGAAGUCUCAGGUUCUCCACUCCCCCUGGGGAGCUAGAUGGAGGGACAGCCUCUGGGCGCAGUGGCACGGGAAGUAGGGCCAGUACACCCCACCUUUCCACUGGUCGACCCAGCUCCAAGGAUAGUCGACGUAGUGACACUUGUGAGUUUUGUGGCAAGGUCUUCAAAAACUGCAGCAACUUGACAGUGCAUCGGCGCAGCCACACUGGUGAGAGGCCGUACAAGUGUGAGCUUUGUAGCUACGCCUGUGCUCAGAGCAGCAAGCUAACACGGCACAUGAAGACGCAUGGACAGACAGGCAAGGACGUUUACAAAUGUGAGAUAUGCCACAUGCCUUUUAGCGUCUACAGCACUCUGGAGAAACACAUGAAAAAAUGGCACAACGAUCGGCCAUUAAGCAUUGAAAUUAAAAUGGAGUAAACUUUAUGAUGUCGCAGUCCUAGGAAAAAAAAAUAUUUAAAGCACAGCGUC